AUAUAUUGGAGCCCCAAGGGUUCAUGGGUAGCGUAUUUACAAAGGAGCCUCCCCGCCAGCCCGUGCCACCGCUGCUAAUGAGAGCCGUCAUUAAGUAAAUGAGACGUCGCCUUCAGCUGGCUUAGGAGUUUGCACACUAAGGGGAGAAGAUAUUUAAUUGAAACCCGCACACAGCCUUCCCCACAUGUGGCCGCUGUGGGGGAGGCAGCUGCCUUGCCUCUCCUCCCCCAGUCCACCCUCACCCCCCAUGUAAAUUUCAUGAUUGCUUUCCGUGAUGUCAUUUUGAAAGAGGACAGACAAUAGCUGCGGGUAAAGAAAAUGAGUUCCGGGGUGAGCUGCUGAACCAGAGGUGGACACACGGAGACAAGGCCAGCAGUGGCAGGACCUCAAGACACCUCCCGGGCAGGCACAGCAAGAUGAGCUUAGAAAAUGACGACAAGCGAGCUCGCACACGGUCCAAAGCCCUCCGAGGACCUCCAGAGACCACAGGCGCAGACCUCAGCUGCCCCACCCCAGGAUGCACGGGCUCAGGACACGUCCGCGGCAAGUACUCCAGGCAUCGGAGCUUACAGAGCUGCCCUCUGGCCAAGAAGAGGAAGCUGGAGGGAGCUGAGGCCCAGCACCUGGCGUCCAAGAGGAAGUCGCACCCCCUGAAGCUGGCCCUGGACGAGGGCUAUGCUGUGGACAGCGACGGCAGUGAGGACGUGGAGGUGAAGGACGCCUCUGUUUCGGAUGAAUCAGAAGGAACUCUGGAGGAGGCCGAGGCCGAGAUGUUAGGACAGGAGGAGAUUCAUCGCCCUGAGCCAGCUGAAGGAAGGAGCCCCAUCAAGUCCUGUCUUGGAUCCAACCCUGUCAGCAGCCCUGCUGGCUCCUCCAAGGGCAGCUACGGCAGCUACCAGGGGGUCAUCGCAACUUCCCUCCUAGACUUGGGCCAGAUUGCCAAAGAGCCCCUAGUGGGGGAGGACUCAGACCAAGUGGCGAGGCCAGGCCCUUCUACUGUGCACCUGCUUCAGGAGGAGGCUGCAGAGGGAGCCACCAGCGACGAGGGCGAGAAGGACCUCUUCAUCCAGCCAGAGGACGCAGAGGAGGUUGUUGAAGUCACCAGCGAGCAUUCCCAGGAUCUGUGUCCCCAGUCCCUGGAGGAUGUGGUCAGGGAGGAGUGCAACAAGCAGAAAGGCAUCCUGGGUCACGAGGAUGAGGAGGAGGAGGAGGAAGAAGAGGAGGAGGAGGAGGACGAGGAUGAGGAUGAGGAGGAUGAGGACGAGGACGAGGAUGAAGAGGAGGAGGAGGAGGAAGGGGAGGAGGGGGCAACUCCUGAUGUCAUCUUCGAAGACGAUGCCUCUCACACCUCUGCCCAGAAGGCCCCUGAGCUCCGGUGCCCAGAGCCUCCCAGUCCCAAGCCUGAAUGCUCUGUCAUUGUGGAGGUCCGCUCAGACGAUGACAGGGACGAGGACACACGCUCCCAGAAGUCCACGGUCACGGCCGAGUCGGAGAUGCAUGACAUGAUGACCCGUGGGAACCUGGGCCUCCUGGAGCAGGCCAUCGCCCUGAAGGCCGAGCAAGUGCGCGCCGUCUGCGAGCCAGGCUGCCCACCUGCCGAGCAGGGCCAGCUGGGCCCGGGCGAGUCAGGGAAGGCGGCAAAGCCCCUGGAUGCUGUGCGGAAGAGCUGCUACAGUAAAGAUCCUUCAAGAGCUGAGAAGCGUGAGAUCAAGUGUCCAACACCAGGCUGUGACGGCACUGGCCAUGUUACUGGGUUGUACCCUCACCACCGCAGCCUGUCUGGCUGUCCACACAAAGACAGGAUCCCCCCAGAGAUCUUGGCCAUGCAUGAGAAUGUGCUGAAGUGCCCCACUCCUGGCUGCACAGGCCAGGGCCACGUGAACAGCAACCGCAACACGCACAGAAGUUUGUCUGGGUGUCCCAUUGCUGCCGCUGAAAAAUUAGCCAAAUCUCAUGAGAAGCAGCAGCCGCAGACAGGAGACCUUUCCAAGAAUAGCUCCAGUUCCGAUCGGAUCCUCAGGCCCAUGUGCUUUGUGAAGCAGCUCGAGGUCCCUCCGUAUGGGAGCUACCGGCCCAAUGUGGCCCCUGCUACGCCCAGGGCCAACUUGGCCAAGGAGCUGGAGAAGUUCUCCAAGGUCACCUUUGACUACGCAAGUUUCGAUGCUCAGGUUUUUGGCAAACGCAUGCUUGCCCCAAAGAUUCAGACCAGCGAAACCUCACCUAAAGCCUUUCAAUGCUUCGACUACUCUCACGACGCCGAGGCUGCACACAUGGCUGCCACCGCCAUCCUGAACCUCUCCACGCGCUGCUGGGAGAUGCCUGAGAACCUCAGCACGAAGCCACAGGAGCCCCCCAGCAAGCCUGUGGACAUUGAGGUAGAUGAAAACGGAACCCUGGACUUGAGCAUGCACAAGCACCGGAAACGAGAAAGUGCUUUCCCUAGCAGUAGCAGCUGCAGCAGCAGCCCCGGCGUGAAGUCUCCAGAUGCCUCCCAGCGCCAGAGUGGCACCAGCGCCCCCAGUAGCUCCAUGACCUCGCCCCAGUCCAGCCAGGCCUCCCGCCAGGACGAAUGGGACCGGCCCCUGGACUACACCAAGGCCAGCCGCCCGCGAGAGGAGGAGCCCGAGGAGUCAGAGCCAGCAGCCCAUUCUUUUGCUUCUUCUGAAGCAGAUGACCAGGAAGUGUCGGAAGAGAAUUUUGAGGAGCGCAAGUACCCGGGGGAAGUCACCCUGACCAACUUUAAGCUGAAAUUUCUCUCCAAGGACAUAAAGAAGGAGCUACUCACCUGUCCCACCCCCGGCUGUGAUGGCAGUGGCCACAUCACCGGCAACUAUGCCUCCCACCGCAGCCUCUCUGGUUGCCCUCUUGCUGACAAGAGCCUCAGAAACCUCAUGGCUGCCCACUCUGCUGACCUCAAGUGCCCCACGCCUGGCUGUGACGGCUCUGGCCACAUAACAGGGAACUAUGCUUCACACCGGAGCUUGUCAGGCUGCCCUCGUGCCAAGAAGAGCGGAGUCAAGGUGGUUCCCGCCAAGGACGACAGGGAGGACCCGGAGCUGAUGAAGUGCCCGGUUCCAGGUUGUGUGGGUCUUGGUCACAUCAGUGGCAAAUACGCCUCUCACAGAAGCGCAUCUGGCUGCCCACUGGCUGCCCGAAGGCAGAAAGAGGGCUCCCUUAAUGGCUCGACCUUCUCCUGGAAGUCGCUGAAGAAUGAGGGGCCAACCUGCCCCACGCCAGGCUGUGAUGGCUCCGGCCACGCCAACGGGAGCUUCCUCACCCACCGGAGUUUGUCUGGGUGUCCCAGAGCAACCUUUGCUGGAAAGAAGGGAAAACUCUCAGGGGAUGAGGUUCUCAGCCCGAAGUUCAGGACCAGUGACGUGCUGGAGAACGACGAGGAGAUCAAGCAGCUGAACCAGGAGAUCCGAGACCUGAACGCAUCCAAUUCGGAGAUGGAGGCCGCCAUGGUGCAGCUGCAGUCCCAGAUCUCCUCCAUGGAGAAGAACCUGAAGAACAUUGAGGAGGAGAACAAGCUCAUCGAGGAGCAGAACGAAGCCCUGUUUCUGGAGCUGUCCGGCCUGAGCCAGGCCCUUAUCCAAAGUCUUGCCAAUAUCCGCCUUCCACACAUGGAGCCAAUAUGUGAACAGAAUUUCGACGCCUAUGUGAGCACCCUCACUGACAUGUACUCCAACCAGGAGUGCUACCAGAAUCCUGAGAACAAGGACCUCCUGGAGAGCAUCAAGCAGGCCGUGAGGGGCAUCCAGGUCUAGGCCGCGGUGUCCCGAGGAGCGCCCCGAGUGGCUCUGUCCUUUACCUCCUCGCCCUGCUGCUCGCAGGGGCAUUCCUAGUCACAGGGACUUCUCGUCAGCGGCCCGUUUUGCCUCGGGUGGGCUCAUCCAAAGGGGUGCCUGUCAUGGCGCCCCCACUGGGCUCGGGCCACGACCUCCCCCUGCUCAUGCUCGGGGGCACUGAAGUAUUACAAAGUGAUUUAUUUUUGUUUUCUGAAAGAAAUCUGAAGAGCAGCUCAAAGUCUCCAGUGGAAGCUCAUGGACAAGGUUCUCAGGGAAGUUUAGGAGUUUGUGGCCAACUGCUCCCUGUCUGUCGAGGCUGGGAGGGUGGCGUGGCAGCUGGGUGGUGCAGGGGUGCCGUGUCUCAGUCUGGAGGAUGUGCCUGGGGCGCGUGUCUGUGCUCAGCGAGGGCUCGUGUGGCAAGUGUGUUUUCUGUUUCCAUUUAGUUCAUUUUGUGUUAAGGGUGCUCCAGAGGGAAGUUAGGAACAGGCCUUGCAGACGAUCACUCCAGGCAGCUGGAAAGCAUUGCAGCGCACAGUCAGCUCAAGGAAUUUUAACCGGGGACGCCCCUGAAAAUCAGCCUCACGCCUGGGUCAUCUGGCCCUAAGGCUGUGCAGAUGAGUGUGGCCUCGGGUCACGGCUGCCCCCAGGAUGCAGCCUUCAGUCUCGGGUCUGGGCUCCAAGCCUGGGGAUCACCUGGCCAGGCCUUGGGCUUGUGUGUCCACCACCUGGCCCCUGACCUGUCACUGCCACAUUGCCCCGUCACAGCUGGGCUCCAUCUCUGUAUUCAAGUUGACGAAGGUGGGGACAGCGUCAUUGAAGUCGGGGUAAAUCCCUAACAGGAGACCACCAACAUUUCACUCUCUUUUAGAUGCAUUCAAGAUGUGAAAAAGGUAAAUUUUAAUUCAAUGUGUUAAAAACACAAAGUUACUGCUGUGUAAAUAGAGUCCAAGUCGAUUGUGACUGCAGUUCCGAGUCAGUGUUUUGAGGUAGAGAAGUUGCACUUCCUGGAAGAAUUAAAAUGUAGUGAGUUUAAUUAUCCUGUAAAUUAUUUAAUUUGUCAAGAUGUAAGUAUUUAUAUUCACAAUCUCUUACGUCAACGUUUGCUAUUUAUUUAAUGUUUUUAUUUAUUGAUUUUAUACUAUUUCAACUAGACCCCACACCAGGGCACUACAGAGGGAAAUAAGUUAGAUCAAAGGAAAAAUAACUGCUUGACUAUGAGACAGGCCACACACAAAAAUCCUGAUAUAACUUCUAGUUAUAAUUUUGAUGCAACCAAGUUAUUUUUAUAUAUUUUGUUAUUUAUUCUUUUAAUAAUGGAAUUUUUAAAAAAGUAUUUUGUAACUGAGGAAUUUUGAUAAUUUGGGGAUUUUUUUUUCCCUUGGUCCAAUGGAGAGAAAGAUGUUUUGUUUUUUUUCCCCCUUUUGGGUUCCUUUUGUUUCAGGCACAGAUAAAGCAAAUGGAAUUCUGUAUUUAUUAUUAUUUAUGCGUAGCGCAGACGUGUGUGCUCUGGUGUGUUUCUUGUGUCGCGUGUGUAUGUCGGUCCUGAUGGCUGAGUUGUGUUGCUGUGAGGGGUACUGGCCAUGGUCAACCCCGCAUAGUCACCCGCUCACAGGCUGCGCUAUGUCCCCUGAUGGCUCCGAUACUGUGACCCUCCUUCCUCAGGAAACGCGUUGAACCCACAGCACUCAUGGUGUGUUUGCAGGGUGAUUUCCUAAUAAAAGUCCACUCUGACUGA
Messenger RNA from Galeopterus variegatus (Sunda flying lemur), 5523 nucleotides. RefSeq names its product myelin transcription factor 1 (gene MYT1). Gene Ontology annotation, biological process: regulation of transcription by RNA polymerase II. The record is from RefSeq and is a predicted model, not a curated record. Gene Ontology annotation, molecular function: zinc ion binding; RNA polymerase II cis-regulatory region sequence-specific DNA binding; DNA-binding transcription factor activity, RNA polymerase II-specific. Gene Ontology annotation, cellular component: nucleus. NCBI's taxonomy places the organism in Eukaryota, Metazoa, Chordata, Mammalia, Dermoptera, Cynocephalidae. The transcript is spliced from 23 exons. The coding region runs from base 417 to 3767 and encodes 1116 amino acids.